UUACUGGUCAGUAAAUCUCCAGAUACACACACAAUCGCACAGAUAUCACCACAUCGACAGGAAUGGAGAGAAUCACACUGACGUCUCUUCUGCUCACAGCCGUGGUCAGUUUGUCUGCAGGCGCUUUGCGUCAGUAUCACUUUGUGAAUGAGAGAAAGAAUUGGACUGAAGCUCAGACACACUGCAGAGAGAAAUACACAGAUCUGGCCACAAUCACCGACACACAACAUCAGACCGACGCAGAGCGGGUCAUAAAGAGUGUGAACCCUGAUCCUGGACGUGUCUGGAUCGGGCUGAAGAAAACAUGGAUAUGGUCUCUGAAUGACCCCACGUUCUACACAGCAAACGAGUCCCAGUACAGGAACUGGGCACCAGCAUCACAACAAUCACAACCACCAUAUAAAGCACAACCAGAAGGAGAUGGAGACUGUGUUUUUAUGAUGAAGGCUGAUGGACAAUGGCAUGAUGAAGCCUGUAGUUCCACAAGGCCAUUCAUCUGCUAUAAUGCCAGCAGUAAAACAUGGGUCCCUGUAAAUGUGGCAAAGACUUGGACUGAAGCUCAGAGUUAUUGUAGACAGAAUCACACAGAUCUGGUCAGUGUGAGGAACCAGAGUGAGAAUAAUGAGACUAAGAAAAUCAUAGAACAAAACCUAACUACAUCUGAUAAAGCCUGGAUCGGUCUGAAGAGACUCUGGGUUUGGUCAGAUAACAGCAGCUUCACAUUCACACACUGGCUCACUGGUGAACCCAAUAUCAAUAAGAACAGAGAUGAUGUCUGCACCGCGAUUAAUAUCAAAGGCCACCAAGGACGAUGGACCGAUGAUGAAUGUAAAGAAAUGUAUCCCUUUGUGUGUUAUGACGAUAAACUGGUUCUGAUCAGACAGAAUCUGACGUGGACAGGAGCUCUGAAAUACUGCAGAGAUGAAGACAUGGACCUGGUGUCGGUGGACUCGCCGGAGAUCCAGCUUCGGGUGGAGAACGUGUCCUCGAUGGCCUCCACUGCUCACGUGUGGCUGGGUCUCCGUCACUCCUGCGUGCUCGGCCUCUGGUUCUGGGUCAACGGUCAGACCCUGUGCUAUGAGCACUGGGAUCCGGGUCACGGCACCGGGGAGGAGAACUGCAUUACGACAGUGAGAUCCGGAGCCAUUCAGACCAGCAACCAGCUCUGGAUCAGCCUUCCUGAAACUGAGACACACAACUUCAUCUGCACCAAGUGAGAGAGAGAGUCGAGUGACGGUUUAUGAAGAUUCAAUCAAGCCCUUUGCCGUCACAUUAUCUCCAUUUAAAGUCCAUAUAACCUUCACUUUUCUGAGAUCAAUUCAUGUGGUGAUGGAUUCAAACAUUUACUUAUUAUUGUUUAUAUUUAUAAAUUUAGAACAUAUUAUUUUGUCCUUAACACUUACAUUUACUUUUGUGGACUUGAUAUAUUUUGCAAAGUCCAUCAAAAAUAAUUGCAAGUUUUAUCAUUAUAAUAAUAUAUGAUACAUGCACACUGAGUUUACUUACAAUCCAAGUGUCUGCAUCAUUAUGGAUUAUUUCCAACAGAUCUGAAAAGUGCACAGGUGAAAAUGUGAGAAAGUGCAAAAAUCAUAUUUAUCAUGUUUUUCACCCAUUCCGAAAUCAUAUUUUGCAUAAAGAGAACAUUUAAACAGUUACAAUUAAGCACAU
Messenger RNA from Rhinichthys klamathensis goyatoka, 1668 nucleotides. Its product is annotated as C-type mannose receptor 2-like. The coding region runs from base 63 to 1217 and encodes 384 amino acids. Lineage: Eukaryota; Metazoa; Chordata; Actinopteri; Cypriniformes; Leuciscidae. The transcript is spliced from 5 exons. The record is from RefSeq and is a predicted model, not a curated record.